AUGUCUCACGCGGAUGAAUCACUGGGGCUGGAUGUCAUUGAGGUUCCAACCGAGAUACGCGUGGCAUCAACAUUGCUCCCGCGCAUUGGUACGCCUUCGUUAUCAAGUCAUGUCUUUCAGUGGAAACAGUCGCAAUCUCAGGGCCUCGUGGGCAUUUCGAGCCUGGCAGGAGGCAGCUCCGGCAGCUCCGGCUUCCCGUCGCCCAGUCCCAGUCGGCAAGGUCUGCGAAGUCUGGCUCCAGAUCUGCGCGCCUCAUGUCCUGCGGGCUUCGGCUUCUUCGGCUUCAGGAAACCUCACUUGGAACUCGACAGGCCGAUGACCUGUGCACCAGCUGCCGAGCGCAAGUCGGCGAUACAGGCAGGUCGCACGGCCGCCAUCAUUGAGGACAACUUGAGGAGUUCCAGAAAAGCUUUGCCCGAGGCACCUCAAAGCCUUCAUAUUCAUCGGAGGGUUCAUGGCAUGGAUAUCCUUCGCGCUGGAACGACGAGUGCAGCGAUGAUUGAUGCUGGCAAAAACAAGGAUCUGGCAGAGACAUGGUCCAAACCGGAACAAGAUGAUCCCGAUGCAGAGGCCAAGGAGCGACUUCGACUGCAGAGGCUGGUUGAUGCCUUGAGAGCCAAGCGGAGAAGAGAGCAAGGCGAGGACUUGGAGAUUGACCUUGCUUCGGAGGCAACAGGAAGUGCAGCAGGAACUUCAGAGCCAACCAGCCCCACGGCGGCAGCUCUCAAGGAAAAUGAUUGGCAGAAGAUGGUGGAACAACUUCUGAGAAGUUAUGAAUUCUUCAAGCCACUGGAGGCUUUAUCGCCGGGUUUAGUGCAUCGAUUGGCGAAGGAGGUGAUCUACCAGGAGGUUCCUGCGGAGGAGAUGAUCUUCCGGCAGACCGAUCCGCCGGACGGCUGCUGGGUGAUUUUGAGCGGUUGCGUUGGGGUGUAUCUCUUCAAACAUAGCGAGCUGAUGGAUGAGGAAGCACCCACUCCACGUGACGAAUACGACCCUUCGGAAUUCCAGACGUUGAAAGAGGAGAAGGAACGGAUGAGGCAACGGGGCGCCUUGCGCACGCAGCGCACGGCAAAGGACCUGGCGGAUCUGUUGAUCGGCAAUGCCACUGAAAAGGAAACUAAAGUUCCAAAGUCCUCGAAGAGUGCUGCAGCCAAAGGUUCCAUCGAAGGGUGGGCCAAACAAGACGAAGAAGAACCGCGCUACAAGAGCAUUGAAGGUUUUAGUACGUGGUCAUUCCAGUCAGUUCUGGGGGUCGAAGUUGCGAAGCUGGGCGCUGGAAGAAUCUUUGGUGAGCUGGCUUUGCAAACCAAUCAUGCCAGAGCAGCCAGCAUCAAAUGCUUGGAAGAUACCGCCUUUCUGCGGAUCCCCUAUGCGACCUAUCAGGCGGUUGUAAAGGACAUCUUUGAAGGUUUGCGGCUAAAACAGGAAUGCACCCGCAUUCUACAGGGUUGUGCCUUCUUCCGUGAGAUCGAGCGCACCCAGCCGGGGCUCAUCGAGAAAUUGGCCACCAAGGGCUGCACGAUGAUCGAGGAGCGGAAGGAACAAGUGCUUUUUCGUCAGCAGGAUCCAGCACUCAAUUGUUACGUUGUCCUGGAAGGAACGAUCGAUGUCUUGAUCUACAAAGCCAAGAAGAAGGGUGGUGGUAGCCGCAGUGCUCUCGCGGAUGAGCGUCCUACGCCACGCUUUACAGAGUUGAUCGACAAGAGAACAACUUUGACCGAAGCUGCACUCCAAUGGACCAAGACGGCAGAGAGCACGAAGAAGAACAAACAUUUCGAGCCUUGGCCGAGCUCCUUCACUCGCUACAAGACCACAGAAGGUUUCAACAGCUUCGCCAAAGAGUCCAAGUAUGGAACCCGUGUUGUCCAACUGAAAUCUGGCGCCAUCGUGGGAGAACUGGCCCUGCAAAACAACGACGCGCGAGCAGCGACCGUGAAAUGUGCAACGGACUGCAAAUUCAUGGUGGUUAGCAAGGAGACGUUCCAAGAGGUGAUGUACGAUCAUCUGCAGAUGAUGAAGUUUUUUGAUACACAUUUACCUGGCUGCAGAAAACGGGAGUAUUCCGGAGGCCACCCUUGCGUGCAUUUUCAGAAGCGCGUGUUUCCGGAGAACUAUGAGUUUAUGUACGAAGGGAUUGUGGCGGCGGAACCCGCGGUGUUUUUGACCUCCACGGGUACGGUGGAAUUCCGACGCUACCGACAUGUGGGCGAGAACGAGGCCUACUCCAAGCGCCACCACCCGUUGUGUGCGCCGCGCUUGCCACAACUGCCCUCGGCCUCGCGUCAGUCCACCUCGUCUCGGCGCAAUCAGCGCCUGGCCGCCUUAAAAGGGCGCGUGGCUUUGGUCUGUAAUUUGCCCAACAACUUGAAGGAACUACAGACCAAGAGAGCGGUCUAUACAUGUCGCACUGUGGUGGACAAUCCCGAGCUUCCGGACGUGGACAUGGAUCCAGGUUCUCCUUGGGUCUUGGCGGACCACAUGGACGCACCUGGGGUCUUUUGCACCAUGCCAUUCCUCCCCUUGCCCAUUCCAGAGCCGUUCUGGGUUAGAUCCAGCAGCAUCGUGGAAGCGUAUCACAUCGGAGGCCCGGCAGUCGACAAGAUCCCUGCCGCCGUACGGCUGGUCCUGCGAGAGGUCCUGUUCAAAGCCACCGCGAGGAGAAUGCACGGCGAGGAGGCGGAGGAUUUUGGUGAAUUUGACGAGGACGGUUGCACGGCCCUGCUGGAUCGGGGUGGUCCUGGGGGCUUUGAUGAGUACGCCGCGGAGUUUGAACGCCUGCGGAGCAUCGCUCGGGCCGCCUUGGAGUCUCUGCAGGCACAACCCAGCAGUGAGCGAGCACAAGCAGCUCAAAGGGCUGUGGCCGAGAUGGAAUCCAACUGGAGACAGAUUCGACUGCAACAUCGCUUGGAGCUCUCUGGUGUUCAGAGAGGACGUCGCUGGGAUGAUUGGGCUGGCGGCUGGGACGAGGAGGUGAAGACGAUGCGAAGUCAACUCGAAAGUGAAGUGCAAGCCUUGAACCGCAGGGCUCUCUUCACAUCCUCCGGCUCCGCGAGCUCUGCGAGCUCUGUGGCGGAGCGGUCAAGCGCGGCAGCAGCCACCGAAAUGAUGGACAGGAGUAGUGCCAAGCUCACCGAGGCCAAACGCGUGGCCCUAGAGACUGAGGAGGUGGGUCAGGGAGUCCUCAGCGACCUCGCGACCCAGCGCGAAACGAUCUUGAACGUCCGCGGCAACGUCCGUACCAUCGACAGCGAGUUGACCUCUGCGCGGCGCUCGCUGGAUCGCAUGCUGGCGCUGGCGCAGCGCAAUCGCAUCACCACGUUGGUGAUCGCAGGGGUCUUUUCCUUGGGCAUUUCCUUCUGGAUCCUUUGUGUUCUCGGUUUGUCCUUGAAGAGCACCUUAUUGCUGGCCAUCGCGAUGGUGCUGUUGUUGGUUUUCCUUCUGACUGUGCGCCGUCGACUGCAGCUGCAGGCUUCGAUGAUCCUUGAUGCUGCUGCCGGGCCCAUCCCUGCUGAGGAGUUGAUCAAGUCCAUGCAAUUCAAGUUCUUCAAACAGGUGGUCCAAGCCAAACGCCAAGAAGGUGACGAUGGUGGUGCCCUGGGGCAGUUCACCAUUGCAUACAGCGACAACACGGUGCAGACCUUGCGUGUGACUGAGAUCUCAGAACGUGCCCCACUGAAGAGGAGCAUCGGCAUGGAAAUGGUGGCCUCCGACCCGCCAGUGGGCUACAGCGCGCGCACGGAUCUGAUCACCCUGAGCGCCAUUACCCAUGCGGAGAAGCCCUGCGUCUUCGUGGAGUUUAGUUCGGAUUUCUCUUCGGACGCCACGACGGGUGUGCUGGAAGAUUCGAAAUUCAAAAAGCGGGAGUUCUUCAACGAUCUCUGUGCCUUCCCCUAG
Molecule: messenger RNA, 3894 nt
Organism: Cladocopium goreaui
Lineage: Eukaryota; Dinophyceae; Suessiales; Symbiodiniaceae
Source: the annotation of a GenBank genome assembly